This is a messenger RNA of Sclerotinia trifoliorum, 2384 nucleotides long. The record is from the annotation of a GenBank genome assembly. NCBI's taxonomy places the organism in Eukaryota, Fungi, Ascomycota, Leotiomycetes, Helotiales, Sclerotiniaceae.
UGACGUAACAUGGAUGAGAAUCGCGACAAUUUGAACAUUUAGUCGAUUCACGAUACGCCGGCAAAAGCAACUUUAAAACUAGUUCAAUCUCGUGUUUCCAUCUCCAAAUCACUUCAACACACCUGCAUUCUAGUUGUCUGCAUAAUAUCGCCUCAAUGGCAACAUCUUUAACACGGGCAUUGCCAAAACCCAAAUACACAGGUGAAGAAGAGGAGAUUCCACAGCAUGCGCAGCAGAGAGGUCCUCGAAUCUUGGGCGCAGGCGCUCUGGAUGACACCCAAAUUGUUUUAAAGGUUAGUAAUUUGGAUUUUCAGCAAUGGGAUGCUUUUUCUAACAAGGCUUUGCAGAAGUCUGGACCUCCACCAUACGGUAAUCGAACAGGAUGGCGGCCGCGAGGACAGGAAGACUUUGGUGACGGGGGUGCUUUUCCAGAGAUUCCCGUUGCACAGUAUCCGUUGGAUAUGGGACGCAAAUCUACUUCAUCAAAUAAUGCGCUGGCCCUUCAAGUCGAUGGCGAGGGGAAGGUCAAGUACGAUGCAAUAGCACGACAAGGCCAUAACGACAAACGAAUAGUACACGCAUCUUUCAAGGACCUUAUACCUCUUCGACAACGAGCUGAUGCGGGAGAUAUUAAUUUGGAUAGGCCGAGUGAGGAGGAAGUUGCAGCUUCUACAGAACGAACAAAGAAUGCCUUGGCAACUCUGGUCAGUGGCGCGGUAGCUGCGCAGAAACCCAAGAACGUCAAUGUUGGGGCGAGAAAAGAUCCAACCUACGUCAGAUAUACGCCUGCGAACCAAAUGGGCGAUAAUUCGAGGAAGAAUGAUCGAAUUAUGAAGAUUGUGGAAAGGCAGCAGGACCCUAUGGAACCUCCCAAAUUCAAACAUAAGAAAAUUCCCCGUGGUCCGCCAAGUCCUCCGGCUCCAGUCAUGCAUUCGCCCCCUCGGAAAUUGACAGCAGAGGAUCAAGAAGCUUGGAAGAUACCUCCCCCGGUCUCGAAUUGGAAAAACCCCAAGGGCUACACGGUUCCACUUGACAAAAGGUUAGCUGCAGAUGGGAGGGGACUGCAGGAUGUCACUAUCAAUGAUAAAUUUGCACAAUUUGCAGAGGCUCUUUUCACGGCAGACAGACAUGCGCGAGAGGAGGUCAAGCAGAGAGCACUGAUGCAGCAAAGGCUGGCGGAGAAGGAGAAGGCACAAAAGGAAGAUCAUCUGCGUAUUUUAGCACAGAAGGCGCGAGAGGAGAGAGCUGGGGCCGGCGCUGGGUCCAGAAGACGAGAUUCGAGGUCAUCAAGGUCACGUUCAGGGAGCUACAGUGAUUCUGAUUCUGAGCGAUCCAAUAGCAAUGACGAAGAACUUAGAGAGCGAGAAAAGAUGCGUCAAGAAAAGCGCAGAGAUGAAGAACGAAAAUUACGACAGUCGCGCAUGGGAACUGAAAGGAGAAUUCAGAUGAUGGCACGAGAGCAGAAUCGAGACAUUUCGGAGAAGGUCGCUUUAGGCUUGGCAAAGCCCACACAGUCAGCGGAAACCAUGUUUGAUUCCAGAUUAUUCAACCGGACGAGUGGUUUUGAUAGUGGAUUCAACGAGGAUCAAGCAUAUGACAAACCCCUUUUCGCGGCUCAAGAUGCUAUCAGCAGUAUUUAUCGACCGCGGCAAAAUAUGGAUGACGACGAUGAUGAGGCGGCAGCUGAAGGUGAGAUGGCGAAGAUACAGAAAAGUAAUAGAUUUGGUGAUGCCCUUGGUAAAGGGACCUUUAAAGGUGCAGCAGAUGUUGAGGUGAGCAAUUUCCUUCACUGUAACUGGGGGUGAAGCUAACAUGAGGUGUGAACAGGCGAGGGAGGGCCCGGUGCAGUUUGAGAAGGAUACUGGGGACGUCUUCAAUGUCGAUGAUUUCCUGAACAAGGUCGGAGAAAGCUCUAAUAAAAGAGAGUAUGGGUUAGAGGAAGGCGAGGAAAGGUCCCACAAACGGGCGAGGAUGGAUGAGGAUGAUGAUUAGAGGGUCAGUUGGUCACGUGAAUACAUGGACGGGGUUGUAUCUAUAGACAGCAGGUUGGGGACAAACUGGGUAUAAUGCAUGCCAGGCGUUCAUGUUGACAGACGGAUUUCCGGGUCAUCGAAUGGCGCAGUAUCUUGUGUGUCUUCACAUACCGAAGUUCUCCACGUGUCUAUCCCGAGUCAUAAGCGAUUAGGUUGAUAUCCAAAGUACCAAAUUACCUUGGCAUCCUAAACUAGAGGCGUACACAUGUAUCGAAAGUAAAGGAUAUCUUCCUUCAUAUUGAGGCUUUGCUGUACCCGUUUUCCUCUAGAGAAGUUGCAUGCUAAACUACGACAACACUGGGUUAGUUAUCACCUAGGGAUGUCACUAAUAAAUUUUUGUCCAUUUGAUUA